AUGAAAAGCAUUGGGACCGGCGGUUUACCCAAGGAGCAGGAGCACGCUAUCAUUGUCUCCACCCUGAAACGGGUAAUCCGCGGUGGCGUUGGCACAGACAAUGCACCCUCCCAGCCACCGCCGCCGUCGACGCAGCUCCCAGCAACGGGUGGCACCGAUCAAGUCGUGAUACCAUUUUCGGAUUGUGAUGACACGUGUCAGGUAUGUAAGAUGGGGAAGGAAGAUUGCCUUGGCUGUGGAUUGUUCCCGCCAAGCGAGCAAGACACAGGUAAAAAGGUGAAGACGAGCAAGUACAGGGGAGUGCGGCAGAGACCAGGAGGAAAAUGGGCCGCGGAGAUUCGGGACCCGCGUCGCGCCGCUCGGGUUUGGCUCGGGACGUUCAAGACGGAGGAGGAGGCAGCCAGGGCUUAUGACACGAAGGCCCUCGAGUUUCGCGGAGCUGACAGAGCCAAGCUAAACUUCCCGCCGUCCUGGGACACUGGUACUACCAGUGGAGCAAUGGCUGAUGAGACCAAAGUCCAAACAAGUCCAGUCGGAGAGAGCAGCGCUGCUGAGGAAGAAGAAGAAGAAGAGAUGGAUCCGUGA
Molecule: messenger RNA, 585 nt
Organism: Rosa chinensis
Lineage: Eukaryota; Viridiplantae; Streptophyta; Magnoliopsida; Rosales; Rosaceae
Product: ethylene-responsive transcription factor ERF109
Exons: 1
Coding region: 1-585 (194 amino acids)
Biological process (GO): regulation of DNA-templated transcription; ethylene-activated signaling pathway
Molecular function (GO): DNA-binding transcription factor activity; DNA binding
Source: RefSeq, a predicted model, not a curated record